AUGGCGACGCGGUGGACAGAUCGGGUUGUCAGAUUCCUGUCACGCUGCUGUGGCUCCAGUUGUGUGACUGAAGAUCCACCUGAUGAUCCGCCGGCUGUAGAGAAAGGGCAACAGACCUCGGAUUCUGAGACUAUAGAGGAGGUAGAGGAAGGAGCCGUCUAUAUUCUCAAACUCCGGAAGGUGCCUCUCCAACAUUCAGUCAAUGAGGGGCAACAGUGGCUGGAUGUGGAUGGAGAUCCUGCCCUCGGUUCAUGCGUGGGUCGGACCAUGAAGGCUGGCACCCUGGAGAAGUUGGUGGAGCACAUGGUGUCAGCCUUUCAAUGGAACGACCACAUGCACAUGAACAUAUUCCUCGGCACCUACCGAGCUUUUGCCACCACAGAGCAGGUGCUGAACCUGCUGCUCAACAGGUUUGGCAAACUCCCUGAGCCGACCUCAGAAGGACCAACUCCAGAAGAUCAAUCAGGGCUGAAGAACACCGUUGCAUCCAUCUUGGGUGCGUGGUUGACUCAGUAUCCUGAGGAUUUCUGGAAUCCUCCAGACAAUGGAUGCCUGCAGAGCUUAACAUCUUACCUGCAGCGCUACUUCCCAGGAUCUGAUCUGGAGCGACGGGCCCUUGAUCUGCUGGAGCGUUUCCAUCACAGCUCUGAGGUUGAGCCUGAAGGUGACCCCUCCACCUUCCCCUUCGCCAUGCCGGAGGAGAGCAUCUUAGAGAAGGAAUUCUGCCCCACUGAAUUCCUGUCCUUCAGUCCUGCUCUGGUGGCUGAACAGCUGACAGUCAUGGAUGCGGAGCUGUUUAAGAGGGUUUUGCCCUACAAUUGUUUGGGUGGCAUCUGGUCCCAGCGAGACAAGAAAGGGAAAGAGCACCUGGCCUCCACCAUAAUGGCCGCUGUUGCUCAGUUCAACAGUGUGGCCAAUGCUGUUGUCGUCACCUGUCUGAGUAACAGUGCUCUGGCACCCCCUCAGAGAGCGAAGCUCAUUGAGCAGUGGAUAGAGGUCGCCAAGAGGUGCCGAAUCCUGAAAAGCUUCUCCUCUCUAAAAGCCAUCCUGUCAGCUCUCCAGGGCACUGCAAUCGAUCGACUGAAGAAGACCUGGGAUGAGGUGUCAAGAGAAAACUAUCACACGUUCCAGGAGUUGUGUGUCCUCUUCUCACAUGACCUGAACUAUGCCCGGAGCAGAAAGCUUCUCAUUGAGGAGGGCACCUCAAAAACAGCCAUUCUCAAGAUGAACCAGAAAGAAGCCCAAAGAAAACCCCAGCAGCAGAGAGACAUGGGGGUCAUGUAUGGAACUGUUCCAUUCCUUGGAACUUUCCUUACUGACCUUGUCAUGUUAGACACAGCGUUAAAAGAUCAUCUUGAGAAUGGGCUGAUCAAUUUUGAAAAAAGGAGGAAGGAGUUUGAAGUAAUUGCUAGGAUCAGGUUGCUUCAGCUGACCUGCAGUUACUAUCAGUUCACACGAAACCAGCACUUCACUGAGUGGUUUAAGAGAUUAGAGACACUUACAGAGAGAGACAGCUACUCUCUGUCCCAUGAGAUUGAGCCACCAGUGAAUAAAAAGAAGCAUGUAGGCAAGGAGUCGGGCUACAGCAGUGGAGGACCUUCUAACUCGAACAGUGCCGAGCUUGCGUCUGGUUCCUCUUCCAAGCUCUCUGAGACAUCCACCUCUUCAUCUGAAACAAGCUUGGAACAGGACUCUGGCUUUAGCAGCUCCACCUCUAUUUCAGUCUCCGCCUCUAAAGGACAAGCCUUCAAGAGUCCUGGUGUUUCUGACUCCUCCUCCCUGUCCAUGCCCUUGUACAACCAGCAGGUGAACAACUGCUGCGUCAUCAGGGUCAGCCUUGAUAUUGACAAUGGCAAUGCUUACAAGAGCAUCCUGGUUACUAGCCAGGACAAAACACCUGUCGUCAUCAGGAGAGCCAUGGACAAACAUCACUUGGAGAGUGAGAAGUCAGAGGACUACGAACUGUUACAAAUAGCCUCAAAACAGCAAGAACACAGAAUGUCAGAUAAUGGGAAUGUUUUUUAUUCCAUGAACUCAUCUGGCAACUAUGACUUCUUGCUGAGGAAGCACGGGACUCCAAAUGCCUUACAGUCAAAGAGCUUCCAGAGCCAAAAUGUACAACACAGGGAGCGUAAAGGGUUUAAAAUACCCAAAUGCUUUUUUUUUUAA
Messenger RNA from Xyrauchen texanus (razorback sucker), 2169 nucleotides. RefSeq names its product ral guanine nucleotide dissociation stimulator-like. Gene Ontology annotation, molecular function: guanyl-nucleotide exchange factor activity. Lineage: Eukaryota; Metazoa; Chordata; Actinopteri; Cypriniformes; Catostomidae. Gene Ontology annotation, cellular component: plasma membrane. The record is from RefSeq and is a predicted model, not a curated record. The transcript has 16 exons. Bases 1 to 2169 code for a protein of 722 amino acids. Gene Ontology annotation, biological process: positive regulation of GTPase activity; Ras protein signal transduction.